AUGGAUCUGUUAACGCAAUCCGAGCAGCGCAUGCUCGAGCAGCGCAUGCAGAAGCGUCAAGUCAAAGAGUUUCUGGGCGCUUUCGGUGGCCUCGUGGAGCACUGCUUCACCUCGUGCGUGGACGACUUCACCUCCAAAGCUGUGUCAUCCCGCGAGAACGGCUGCAUCAACCGCUGCGUCCUGAAAUGGAUGGCUACUCAGCAGCGCGUCAGCGAGAGGUUCCAAGAACAUAAUGCUCAGCUUACGCAGCAGAUGCAGAACAAAUAA
Molecule: messenger RNA, 267 nt
Organism: Ustilaginoidea virens
Lineage: Eukaryota; Fungi; Ascomycota; Sordariomycetes; Hypocreales; Clavicipitaceae
Exons: 3
Coding region: 1-267 (88 amino acids)
Source: RefSeq, a predicted model, not a curated record